Messenger RNA from Merops nubicus (carmine bee-eater), 1179 nucleotides. It is a transcript of the gene PRSS12, whose product is annotated as protease, serine, 12 (neurotrypsin, motopsin). The transcript is spliced from 8 exons. Gene Ontology annotation, cellular component: synaptic cleft; membrane; dendrite. The record is from RefSeq and is a predicted model, not a curated record. The coding region runs from base 1 to 1179 and encodes 392 amino acids. NCBI's taxonomy places the organism in Eukaryota, Metazoa, Chordata, Aves, Coraciiformes, Meropidae.
AUGGUAAUACAUGAAACAGGAACUCCUUCUGCAGAGGGAAAAUCAGGGUCAGUGAGACUCCAGGGUGGCAAGAAUGAGUUUGAAGGUACAGUGGAAGUUUAUUUGAAUGGAAUCUGGGGAACAAUCUGUGGGAGCCAUUGGGACAAUAAUGAUGCAACAGUUGUAUGUCGACAGCUUGCACUUGGUGAAAAAGGUACAGCAAAACACAUACCAUUUUCUGGACUGGGCCUUGUUCCUGUUUACUGGAGUGAAGUGCGUUGUCGUGGUGAUGAAGAAAAUAUACUGUUAUGUGAAAAAGACAUCUGGCAGGAUGGAACAUGUCCUCAAAAAAUGGCAGCUGCUGUCACAUGUAGCUCUUCCCUGGCCCCCGUUUUUACUCCGAUCCGUCUGGCUGGUGGCAACAAUGCUCACGAAGGAAGAGUAGAAGUCUACCAUGCUGGCCAGUGGGGAACUGUCUGUGAUGAUCAGUGGGAUGAUGCAGAUGCUGAAGUUGUCUGUCGGCAGCUUGGCCUUGGGGGUGUUGCCAAGGCGUGGAGCCAGGCUUACUUUGGAGAAGGCUCAGGCCCUGUGCUGCUGGAUGAAGUGCAGUGCACAGGAAAUGAACUAUCAAUAGAACAGUGUCCAAAGAGCUCCUGGCGAGAACACAACUGUGGCCACAAAGAAGAUGCUGGUGUUUCCUGCACACCUCUCACAGAUGGUGCAUUAAGACUAACAAAUGGGAAAGGCAGUCAUGAGGGACGCCUGGAGGUCUAUUACACUGGGCAGUGGGGCACAGUCUGCGAUGAUGGGUGGACAGAGCUGAAUACAAAGGUGGUUUGCCGGCAGCUGGGAUUUAAGUAUGGGAAAAGCCUACCUGAGAGCUUCUCAGAAGGAAGCUCUGGGCCCAUCUGGUUGGAUGAUGUCAGCUGCUCAGGGAAGGAGACAAACCUUCUGCAGUGCUCAAGGGGAGAGUGGGGAAAGCAUGACUGCAACCACCAGGAGGAUGUCAGCCUUGUUUGCCAUCCAGAUAACGACAGCCAUAAACACUCACUUGGUCCUCCCAUCAGGCUGAUGGAUGGUGAGAAUAAGAAGGAAGGACGUGUAGAGAUUUUUAUCAAUGGCCAGUGGGGCACAAUUUGUGAUGAUGGAUGGUCUGAUAAGGAUGCAGCUGUAGUGUGUCGACAGCUUGGCUACAAGUAA